GUUGGAAAACAACACACGUCAUCACAAAGCGACGCGCCUGUCGCAUCGCACGCAGCGCUCCGCUUCGCGUCUACCGACAGGUAAACACGCGGCUGUGUUUACGUUGACGUCCCGCCCCGCGGAGGUUUCCCCAGAAGCUUCGGUCGCAUCAGCGAACAUCUUUGACGCCUCCGCACAUGAAGCGGCGCGCGCGUUUAGCCGCUAGCCGCUAGCCGCCGGCAGGAUGGAGGCGCUGCCCCAGCUUCCGCCCGAGGUCUGGCUCUGCGUGUUCAGCUACCUGGGCACGGAGGAGAAGCACGCCGUGCGCGUCUGCUGCCGGCACCUGAAGCGCCUGGCGGACCACCCGGCCCUGUGGCGGAACUACACCGUGCUGCUGUCCGACCUGCGCCGCUACACCUACGGCUUCUGGGACACGCUGAACUGCCGCAGGCUCACGCGCGUGGCGGUGAGACACCUGCGGCGCAAGGAGUGGCGGCGGCUCGUCAAGUUCCUGCCGAGCCUCACCGCCGUGGUGUUCGUGGACGGGGGCCGGAUGUACAAGACCAAGUACCUGGAGAACCUGUCGCGGUUCCCCGACCUGAGGGACGUCGGGGUGCGCAACGCCACCUGGGACGAGCCGAUGUUCGGCUGGAACCUGAGCGCGCUGCUGCGCCAGCGGCUGACUCACCUGAGCGUGUGCAACGUGCGGCUGCCGUGCGCGGCGGAGUUCAUCCGCGCCGCGUCGCACCUGGUCAACCUGCGGUACCUGCUGUUCCACCAGCAGGGGGACGCCUACGGGCUGGACACCGUGAGGCCGGUGCCCCGCGACGUCUUCCACCACCUGCUGCUGAGCCUGAAGCAGCUGACGCACCUGUCGUGGGGGAUGAGGGGGGAGCCGCCGGAGCCGCUGUCCGAGGACUACCUCAGCCCGCCGGACCCGGACCACCCAGGAGGACUCUCGUACGGCGGCCCGGCGCUGACCAGCCUGGAGCUGGUCGAUUACCCAGAAACCAUCCUGCCGCAGCACGCGCUGAGGAGCCUGACCUCGCUGAGGUCGCUGACCGUGCGCUACAGGUACAUCCGAGAGGGCGUGGAGUGUCGCCUCCCGUCCUGGCUGAGCCCCCUCCAGCAGCUGGAGACCCUCGCCAUCAUCGGCGGUAACUCCCUCGCCGUCUACACCACCACCAUCCCGUCCAGCGUGACGCGCCUCACGCUGCGCGUGGCCAUAACCCUGAAGGACAUGGACUCCAUCGCGCCCAAGGUGCCGACGCUGGAGCACCUGGACAUCGAGCAGAACCGCUCCAGCGGCAGCCUGUGCAGACGGAUCCCCAUGCUGUUCCCCCAGCUCCGGACGCUCCGGAUACGGUUCUUCCGCAGAGAGCCGGAGAAGGACCUGCUGAGCCUCCACCGGCUGCGCCACCUGGUGCAGCUGGAGCUGCUGGUGGAGCGCUCCUUCAUCCUGCGGGACUACCUGAACGGGCAUCCCUGGCCCAGCCCCUGCGUGAAGGAGCUCAUCAAGCAGCUGCGGGAGCUCUCUGAGAACCGCAUCACCGUCAUCACCACCAUGCGCCAGAGGAGCCCGCUGAGGGAGUGCGACUGCGUGUGGGAGGGCGACUGAUGGAGGAUUUAAGCACUUCUGUUCCUCCUGAAGAACAAGAAGAAGAAGGAGGAGGAGUCUCCACCACAGGUGGGAAUGAAAGGUACGGAGAGGAGCUGCUGAGGAGCUCCAGACUCUCAUCAUGGAGCCUGAACACUAGAAGAAAGGCUGCCAUGUUUUUACAUACAUGUACACCUACAUAUACGUAUAAUGUUGUUAUGACAACUGAUUCAUGGACUUCUCAUGUGGAACAUCUGCACAGGUUCUGCCUUUAGUUUGUUAUUGAUCGAGUUAUUGAUAUUUAGUAAUAAUUGUACUAAAUUAACCACAAAUCUAAAUACAAGGGAAGUUUUGUUUAUUGGAAACAAUAAUAAUAAUAAGAGGGCAUGCUGACAUUAAUCUGGUUGUUUAAUGUCUUCCUUUACAGAGAGUUUAACAUAUUUUUCAUCUUUUUAUUUUAUGUAAUAUCAAUUAAUUAAGUCCAAAAAUGAUUUAAUUCAGUUUAUUAUUAUUAUUACCAAAUUAAACUUAAAAAAAAGAAAUAAGAUGAUAACCAAGUAAUGAAUCUAUUUUAUUUAUUUCUCUUCAUUAAAGUAGCAGAUAAAUGGAGCUGGACUGUAAGUCAGCAGCAGCUGAGAGACUUGAUUAUUUUGUUGCUUUUAUUUUAUUAUUCGCAAAGCAGUUAAAUGUAUGGAGGAUAUUAAAUUAAAUCAUGGAAAAAUAUUUGCAAAAAUGACAAAUAUUCUUGAUUAAAAGAGCUCUUUUCAUUUUAUUGUUAUGUUUUUGAUUCCUUGUUCAUUUUCUUGUAGAUGUUUUAAUUAAUUAGAUCAAAUCAUCUGCACAUUAAAGAUGAUUCUCGUUGCAUGAGGAGGUUUUCGAAAAAUCAACCUUUUAUAUUUAAAACAGUUUUUUAAAUGUAACAUGUUUUUAAAUAUAUAUAUAAUAUUAUAUAUAAUGUAUAGAUUUUUUAUUACAGGACUUUUCUGGCACAAUUUUUACCAUACAGUGAAAAUGUAACUGCAUAUAUAAUAUUAUAUAUAUUUAUUAGUCAGUCCAUCGAUCUAUAUCUCUAUACAUAGAUCUGUACAGAGUUAUCAAAUGGCUUUAUAACGUAGAAAUUAUCAAAUCAACAGAUGUUGAUCUUUUUAAUUCAUAUCAUUAAACUCAAAAACAUUC
Pungitius pungitius (ninespine stickleback) is the source of this 2752-nucleotide messenger RNA. RefSeq lists its product as uncharacterized. The transcript has 4 exons. The record is from RefSeq and is a predicted model, not a curated record. NCBI's taxonomy places the organism in Eukaryota, Metazoa, Chordata, Actinopteri, Perciformes, Gasterosteidae. Gene Ontology annotation, molecular function: protein binding. The coding region runs from base 224 to 1597 and encodes 457 amino acids.